AUGGCUACCGGUACACCUAAAUCUCAGCAAGAUGCAGAAGAUACGACCCCAUUGCAGCCACCCAACGACGCCUAUACUGUCGGCUGGAUUUACGCCAGUUCCCCUGAAUGCGUUUCCGCACAAACUUUUCCCGGCGAGCAAAACGACAGUUCGGGGUAUUUUGCAGAGAGCUAUAAUAGAGCCGAGCCAUUCCUGUGCCUGCCUUAUGGGAGCGGUCAUGUUCCCCAAAGCUUUCAGAUGUGCUCUCCGCUAUCAGAAUCGGGUAACACACCAAGCCCAAGGAACAAGUUCGAUAUACCUGAAGCUCAGGCAAAUCACUUUGAGAACUCCCUAGCAGAGGUUUCAAUGCUGGACUCACACCAAUACGACAGCAAUUUGGAUCAUUUCAUGUUUGGCCGACCAGGCGAGGCUCCAGCUUUUGCAACAAGCAUCCCAACCGUCCCCACGCUCAAUCCUCAGCAUUGCAAGACAAACUAUGAAUCGUCAAGUAACCAACUGCUCACAAGGAAUCAGAAGGAGCCUGAUUCAGGAGGAGACAAACGAAUCGGAGAACAACAAUUGCGGAAAACUUGCUCGGCGAUCCUCUGGUCACCACCAGUCAUAAUCCUUCUCUUUCUUGUCAUCGGGGUUGGGUCUGCCCUGGGCCAUCAUCUUUACUACCGCUCCCUGGACGAGCGCGAAGUGUCCUCGGAACAGGAGCAACAAUGGGCCAUCAGAAUCGGGACGGGACUAGCCUUUUCUGCAAAGGUCGCGUUAGUUGCUUCGGUCGUCCUGGCAUACACUCAACGACUUUGGGUCACUGUCAGGAAGCGCUCGCUCACACUGCAGAAUCUCGACGACGCCUUCUCUCUUCCAACUUCUCCUUUAUCCUUCUUCAGCGCCCCUUUGCUGAAGAAAGGUAAAGUGCUUUACCUAUUGGCUAUUUGCAUCUGGACCAUCCCAUUCGUUGCGCUCAUCACACCUGCUACUUUGUCCGUCAGGGCUGGUGUCCUUCGCACCACUGAGCCAGCAAGCGUGCCUAUUCCCUUAUGGCUGAACGAGACUACAAACGAUUCGAGUUACUGGGCGCACUGGGGCGGCGUCGGCUAUCAAACUGGGCCGUCCGUCGCUCUCAGCCAUCUGGUCCUCACAGCGGCAACUUCAAUGUCCAUCAUUCCAUUCAAGGCGCCUUUACUUAAUGCCUCGUUUGCCCUAGAAUUUCCAGGUCCAGCUUUGAGGUGCACAAAUCUGUCUACGGUCGUCGCUGCAAAUGCUACAAUGGGCCGUCUUUGGAACCGGACCAUGUAUGAAAAAACCCAUCAUACAAUCAUCUACAAAGCCAACACAACCGAAAAAGAGCGCCUUUAUAACCAUAUAUUCAUCUCUGUGGGCGGUUUCAACAGUCCCUCCCAGUACUCCUGCAGUCUAUAUAACUCUACUUACAAGGUUCAGUUCACAUUUCGCGACGGAGUGCAGUCUACAGUUUUUGACCGGCCGACUAUUCCCUCCUCGGCUUCCCCAUUGAAUAUCAAGGGCCUUUACUGGACGGACUUUGCGCCGAGCGAAUUGGCAUACAUGUCCAUAUUCGAGGCCAUCUCGACACGCCUCCUUGUGGCACACUUGAGCAUAGGAUCCACCGGUGUACUCAACGGAGACGACACCAGCGGCAUCUUGCUGACGAGCGUCGCGGCCUGCAGCGAGUUCCCGACCAUAUCCUCCGACGCACUCCUCGCAAACCAGACCGAACCCUGGAUGUGUCCGUCAGGCAGCGUAGCGCGCACCGUGGAGGAGCUCUGGCACAACGUAACGAUUAGCACACUCGGCUCCAGGGUGUUUGGUCGGAAGAGAAGCAGCGUCCAGGCAGAUGUCGAGAGGACGCGCAACUUUUACAGCUACAACACCGUGUUUCUCUGGCAGGCUUACAGCGUCGCCAUCGCAGCGGCGCUGGUGUGCGUGGUUGUCGGGAUGCAUUCUUAUGUUGCCAACGGGUACAGUGCUUCGAAUUCGUUCUCUACCAUCUUGCUGGCGACAAGGAAUCCUGAUCUCGAUUGCCUGCUUUCGAGUAAGGAUGCGAGGCGGGCCAAGUUGAGAUAUGGGGGCGUUGCAAAGUCGGCGGACGGUGAAGGGCUUGAUCAUGCUGCAUUCGGACUGGUGCAUGCCGUUGAACCUUUCGGCAAAGGCGAUAUCAAGUCUUGA
Messenger RNA from Pyricularia grisea, 2175 nucleotides. RefSeq lists its product as uncharacterized. NCBI's taxonomy places the organism in Eukaryota, Fungi, Ascomycota, Sordariomycetes, Magnaporthales, Pyriculariaceae. The record is from RefSeq and is a predicted model, not a curated record. The transcript has a single exon. The coding region runs from base 1 to 2175 and encodes 724 amino acids.